Messenger RNA from Acanthoscelides obtectus, 209 nucleotides. NCBI's taxonomy places the organism in Eukaryota, Metazoa, Arthropoda, Insecta, Coleoptera, Chrysomelidae. The record is from the annotation of a GenBank genome assembly.
CCUCGGAAGCAUCAGGUAAAAGUAUAAGGUUUGUUUUCAUAUUCAUAAUGAUUACCUUGUACUUGCGAGGAUAUCCUCCAAGAAGAAGUAAAAGGUUGACUGGUAUUUGUAUCUUGAACGACAUGUCCUGACUUGUUUCAGCUUGUAGUUGACGUGGGAGUUCGUUCACUCAGCAUCACUGACAGUUGUACUCCAGAGCUUACACAAAC